CCCUGACUUGCUCCGAAGCUUCAAUGUGUUCCGGAGCGAGGGACAGGGUGGCUGAACCUCGCAGGUGGUGGAGAGGCUCCCCUGGGGCUGUGGGGCUCUGCGUGGAUCCAAUGGGGCCGCUGGUGACGUGGGUGGUCCCCCUCCUCCUCCUCUUCCUGCGGUCCAGGCAGGGUGCUGCCUGCAGAACCAGUGAGUGCUGUUUUCAGGACCCACCAUAUCCGGAUGCAGACUCAGGCUCAGCCUCGGGCCCUAGGGACCUGAGCUGCUAUCGGAUAUCCAGUGCUGGUUACGAGUGUUCCUGGCAGUAUGAGGGUCCCACAGCUGGGGUCAGCCACUUCCUGCGGUGCUGCCUUAGCUCCGGGCGCUGUUGCUACUUCGCCGCAGGCUCAGCCACCAGGCUGCAGUUCUCCGACCAGGCCGGGGUGUCUGUGCUGCACACUGUCACACUCUGGGUGGAAUCCUGGGCCAGGAACCAGACAGAGAAGUCUCCUGAGGUGACCCUGCAGCUCUACAAGUCAGUUAAAUAUGAGCCUCCUCUGGGAGACAUCAAGGUGUCCAAGUUGGCUGGGCAGCUGCGUAUGGAGUGGGAGACUCCGGAUAACCAGGUUGGUGCUGAGGUGCAGUUCCGGCACCGGACGCCCAGCAGCUCAUGGAAGUUGGGUGACUGCGGACCUCAGGAUGAUGAUACUGAGUCCUGCCUCUGUCCCCUGGAGAUGAAUGUGGCCCAGGAAUUCCAGCUCCGACGACGGCGGCUGGGGAGCCAGGGGAGUUCCUGGAGCAAGUGGAGCAGCCCUGUGUGUGUUCCCCCUGAAAACCCCCCACAGCCUCAGGUGAGAUUCUCAGUGGAGCAGCUGGGCCGGGAUGGGAGGAGGCGGCUGACCCUGAAAGAGCAGCCAACCCAGCUGGAGCUUCCAGAAGGCUGUCAAGGGCCAGCGCAUGGAGCGGAGGUCACCUACCAACUGCAGCUCCACAUGCUGUCCUGCCCGUGUAAGGCCAAGGCCACCAGGACCUUGCCCCUGGAGAAAAUGCCCUAUCUCUCGGGUGCUGCCUACAACGUGGCUGUCAUCUCCUCGAACCGAUUCGGUCCUGGCCCAAACCAGACGUGGCACAUUCCUGCUGACACCCACACAGAAACAGUGGCUCUGAAUAUCAGCAUCGGAACCAACGGAACCACUGUGUAUUGGCCAGCCCGGUCUCAGAGCACGACGUACUGCAUUGAAUGGCAGCCCGUGGGCCAGGACGGAAGCCUUGCCACCUGCAACCUGACGGCGCCUCAAGACCCAGAUCCGGCUGGAAUGGCAACCUACAGCUGGAGUCGAGAGUCUGGGGCAAUGGGGCAGGAAAAGUGUUAUCACAUUACCAUCUUUGCCUCUGCGCACCCAAAGAAGCUCACCUUGUGGUCUACGGUCCUGUCCACCUACCACUUUGGGGGCAAUGCCUCAGCAGCUGGGACACCGCACCAUGUCUCAGUGAAGAAUCAUAGCUUGGACUCAGUGUCUGUGGAUUGGGCACCAUCCCUGCUGAGCACCUGUCCCGGCGUCCUAAAGGAGUAUGUUGUCCGCUGCCAAGAUGAAGACAGCAACCAGGUGUCAGAGCAUCCCGUGCAGCCCAGAGAGACCCAAGUAACCCUCAGUGGCCUGCGGGCUGGUGUAGCCUACACAGUGCAGGUGCGAGCAGACACGGCGUGGCUGAGGGGUGCCUGGAGCCAGCCCCAGCGCUUCAGCAUCAAAGUGCAGGUUUCUGAUUGGUUCAUCUUCUUCGCCUCCCUGGGGAGCUUCCUGAGCAUCCUUCUCGUGGGCGUCCUUGGCUACCUUGGCCUGAACAGGGCCACACGGCACCUGUGCCCGCCGCUGCCCACACCUUGUGCCAGCUCCGCCAUUCAGUUCCCUGCAGGGAAGGAGACUUGGCAGUGGAUCAACCCAGUGGACUUCCAGGAAGAGGCAUCCCUGCAGGAGGCUCUGGUGGUGGAGAUGUCCUGGGACAAAGGCAAGAGGACUGAGCCUCUUGAGAAGACACAGCUACCUGAGGGUGCCCCUGAGCUGGCCCUCGAUACACAGCUGUCCUUGUAGGAUGGAGACAGGUGCAAGGCCAAGAUAUGAUCACUGAGGCUCAGAGAGGGGGAUGACUCGCCUGAGGAUACGCAGCACACACAGGAGUCAAAUUUGGACCCAAAUAACCCAGAGCUCCUCCAGGCUCCAGUGCACCUGCCUCCUCUCUGCCCGGCACCUGUUGCCACGCAUCCUGUGGGGGAACCCUAGAUGCCGCCAUGAAAUGGAAGCUGCUGCACCCUGCUGGGCCUGGCAUCCGUGGAGCAGGAGCAGACCCUGCCAUUGACCUGUUCUGGAGUAGAAUAGACUGGGAAUGGGGGCAAAGGGGGCUCAGAUGGAUCCCCGGACCCUGGGCUGGCCAUCCACCCCCAGGAGCACUGGAUGGGGAGUCUGGACUCAAGGGCUCCCUGCAGCAUUGUGGGGUCUUGUAGCUGGGAGGAUCCAGGCCUAUGGGGGAAGGGGACUGUAAACAGUGUGGAAAAAAUGAUAGUCCUCCCAUCCCAUCCCCACCCCCCUAUAAAAUGGGGGUGAUGAUAAUGACCUUACACAGCUGUUCAAAAUCAUGGUAAAUGAGCCUCCUAUUGGGUAUUUUUUCCCGUUUGAAGCUUGAAUGUCCUCAAAAUCUCAAAACACGAGACUUUGAGUUCA
Molecule: messenger RNA, 2696 nt
Organism: Rhinopithecus roxellana (golden snub-nosed monkey)
Lineage: Eukaryota; Metazoa; Chordata; Mammalia; Primates; Cercopithecidae
Gene: IL12RB1
Product: interleukin 12 receptor subunit beta 1
Exons: 18
Coding region: 24-2069 (681 amino acids)
Cellular component (GO): membrane
Molecular function (GO): cytokine receptor activity; protein binding
Source: RefSeq, a predicted model, not a curated record